Messenger RNA from Strongylocentrotus purpuratus (purple sea urchin), 2859 nucleotides. Its product is annotated as MAM and LDL-receptor class A domain-containing protein 1-like. The record is from RefSeq and is a predicted model, not a curated record. NCBI's taxonomy places the organism in Eukaryota, Metazoa, Echinodermata, Echinoidea, Camarodonta, Strongylocentrotidae. The transcript is spliced from 15 exons. Gene Ontology annotation, molecular function: protein binding. Gene Ontology annotation, cellular component: membrane. Bases 268 to 2859 code for a protein of 863 amino acids.
AUUAAAAUGAUAAUGAUUCUGCAUCGGGAUGUACAUGAUUUCUGUGUUAAUGCUCCAUGUUUCAUGUUGGUAUGAUUUUCUUCAUACUCGUAUCCAGUCCAAGGCUACAGAUGUACCGAUGGGCUGGUGAUCGACGACGAAAACGUGUGCGAUUUCAGGGAAGACUGUUCUGACGGACUCGAUGAAAGCACGUGUCCUGCGACAUGUGAUUUUGAGGGUGGUUUGUGUGAGUGGUAUCAUGAUGCGAGUCUCGAUCUGAACUGGACAAUGUUCAUGAACAAUGAACCCGAGUGGUAUUACGGUCCAGGAGCCGACCACACCCUAAACAGUGUUAACGGUCACUAUCUCUACGUUGACGACACCUACAGUGAAUUCGAUCAAAAAGCCAUCAUCCGUAGCCCAACCUACCAGAUGGCUGCCCGACGUUGCAUAUUCUCCAUGUGGUACUACGUCUACGGCGUGGACAUGGGAACCUUGAAGGUGCUCCAGUACACCCCAUCGAACGACCGGAACUACAACCUCAUGACCGUAGUCGAUAUCGGCGAAGACAUGUCCACCAAGGAUCGAUGGAACCUGUACGAAGUCCAAGUGGAAGCUUGCGCUGAAAACUUUCAGCUUUCGAUUGAAGCAAAGGACAGAAAUGACUACUUUGACACGGGAGGUUACGCAAUUGACGAUCUAAGAUUCGAGGGGUGUGCGUAUACCCUCCCUUUGCCUCCAGGGGGGUCGUGUGAUGCCGAUACAGAGGAGACGUGCGACUCGGGACAUUGUUAUCCUAAGAGUGAGAGAUGUGACUAUACACCAAACUGCUGUGAUGGCACGGACGAGUCGACCCAAAAUUGUGCUGACUACAGGAUGUGUGACUUUGAGACGAACAUGUGUUACUGGGGGCAGCUCACUGAUGACACUUUAGAUUGGACAAGAAAGACCGGUGGAACGGGUACCGGUGAUACCGGCCCUUGGAAAGAUCAUACUACCUUUAGUAACAACGGCUAUUUCAUCUAUACUGAGGUCGAUGAUGCAUUUCCAGGUGACACGUACAGAAUCGGAAGCUUUUACAUCCAACCUACGUCAUCAGGGUGUGAGAUUCGUUUCUACCACCACAUGCGAGGGUCAGGGAUUGGAACCCUAAACCUGUACACCCGGACCAAGAUCGAUGGACCGAUGACUCGUCUAUGGUACAGUGAUACUGCCCAUGGGAACUACUGGCUCUAUCAAAGGGUAUCACUUACCAGUGAAGAUGCCUUCCAGGUGGUAUUUGAAGGAGUGAGAGGGUCGACUAAUUUGGGCGAUAUAGCUCUGGACGAUAUCACCUUUACUCCAGAGUGCGUCGAGUCGAAAGAGCCCCUACCUCCUGCCGACGUGAUCCCUACCCAACCAAAUCAUUGUGAGCUCGGCAUGCGACCAUGUGACAUAGAUCAGUGCAUCGAUGAGUCGUAUUACUGUGACUUCAAUCCAGACUGUCCCGUUGGUGGCGAAGACGAACUAUACUGCCCUUCUACUUGUGAUUUCGAUACGGUGGGGAUCCUGAGCACGUGUUACUGGAGUCAAGACGUCAAAGAUGAUUUUGACUGGUCGUGGUUCAACGCCCCUGAGAUGGAAGACAGUUACAAUGGCCCUAGGUAUGAUCAUACCACGGCUUCAACGUCAGGACACUACAUCUACGUGGAUGGAACAAUCUCCUCCAUCAAUACAUACGCCAAGCUCGUCAGUCCCAUCUACAAGAAAACAAAUAGGGGCUGCACCUUCAGCAUGUAUUAUUACAUGUUUGGUGUCGAGUAUGGGGACCUAGAGAUUCGUCUCAUUGACCAGGAGGGAAUGGAUAUUCGUUUGACAAAGGUCGGUGACAACGCACUGGAUUACAAUAAAUGGAUCCUCAGCGAAUCGUUGAUUCCAGCAUGUACAAAGAACUUCCAAAUCGUCAUCGAGGCCGAAGACAAACAAGUCCUACCUACCGAGGGCGGUUUCGCGGUCGACGACAUCGCCAUGAAAGACUGUUACUACGCGCCAGAGGUAGACCCUGGCUCUUGUGGUUUACAAGCUCAGUGCGAUGCAGGCGAGUGCUACCCGGCCGAGAACCAGUGUGAUUUCACUCAAGAUUGCUGUGAUAUGUCAGAUGAGGACCCUCAGACAUGCAACCUCGGCAAGUCUGUUGCUGCCGAGGGGUUUACCGUCUCAGUCUCUACGAUCAUCCAUCGUAGAUGGGAGAGUGAAGCGGACAAGAAGCGGGUUGAUGAGAUCAACUAUCUGAUGGAGUUGGCAGCCAGCGAGAACAGAUGGGGCCUCAUCAUCAACAAUGAUAUCAGCGAGCAGCAUCUCGGGCGUGAUGGCGUUCACCUCAACAGAGCCGGUCAACGAAUCUUGGCAGGCAACCUGAAACGCCUCAUCAACAGUGCUGACCAACCGACAACACAAGGCCAUGGCUGGACUCAACGGUCGUCCGAUCAAGAAACAGGCAGUGAACCUGGAGCAAGGCGGCAUCAAGCCAUCUACCGAGAAAACCAGAGUCUUCAUUCUGAUGAGGAAAAAGGCAGCCCCUUGGGUUACUCCCUGUGUAACUUUGAGAUCGACCUUUGUUACUGGGAGCAGUUGACCACCGACGAGUUUGAUUGGAGGAGGAAUCAAGGGGAUACAUCCAGCGAAGGAACAGGACCUGAAGUAGACCACACCUUUGGCACAGAUGAAGGUUAUUACAUCUACACGGAAGCAAGUAACCCUAGGAAGUUGGGAGAAAGAGCAAGACUUGCUAGUUUUACAAUUGCGGGAUCGCGUAUUAGCGUGUGUUCGGUAAGUCUGGCGACUGUACUUCUCCCUCCGGUCUUUCAAACAGUUGCGAUUGUUCGCAAGUUCUACGAUUAA